AUGGAUCGCCCUGACCUUAUUUCAACAUUCUCGAAAAUAGCUCUAUGGAAGCAGACCCAGUACGACCAGGUCGUCUACAUUGACGCGGAUGUUAUAGCCCUCCGAGCGCCUGAUGAGCUUCUUACACUUGAUGUCAAGACAAUAGCUGCUGUACCGGAUAUUGGAUGGCCUGAUUGCUUCAACACUGGUGUUAUGGUAUUACGGCCGAAUCUCCAGGACUACUAUUCCCUCCUUGCCUUUGCCCAACGCGGUAUAAGUUUCGAUGGUGCGGAUCAGGGUCUCUUGAACAUGCAUUUCAAGAGUUGGGAUAGACUCAGCUUCACGUACAACUGCACACCUAGCGGACACUAUCAAUACGUACCCGCAUAUCGGUAUUUUGAAAGCACUAUCUCACUAGUCCAUUUUAUUGGCCCUAUAAAACCGUGGGGAACUGGGAGAAGCACAUCGUCGCACCAUUCACCAUAUAGCCAGCUAUUGGCGAAGUGGUGGGCUGUGUAUGACCGUCAUUACAGGAGAGGUCCUAUCUACAUCACUCCAAAUCGUCAUCACCAGACUCAAACCGUCUCAAAGGAAACUAGCCAUAGCAUAGGAUCUGUGCAAACUUCAGUACCUAAAAAAAAGGGUUGGGAAACGACAAUAUAUCCACCUGCAGAGCUUGAAGAGAAGUCAUACUCAGAUCACAAGGGUUCGGUUGCCCCUGAAACGGAUACUUCUGCGUUGAGUAAAGAGAAACAUGUAGAAACCGAGGUGCGCACACAGGUAAUGGCAAUAAGUCAACAUGAGCCUGUCGGAGGGACUUAUGAAGCGGUGGUACCUAGCAAGGAGGGCCCGGAUACACAUAUCAUGCCUCCAGAGAAACUAUCUACUAGACCUGAUGUUAUUAGCAUUGAACCCGUGCCCACUGACAUCCCCAACCUAGAAGAAGGCUCUCAGCCAAGCUAUCAUCCACCACCUAAGCCGAUGAUUAGUGCUGUGCCUCACUAUGUUCGUGGAGAAGAACAUAUCUCGGUCCCCAUUUAUCAUGGAGAGCCACAAAAUAUACCAACUUAUAUGCCCCAUGUAGAUGUCAACACCCAGCAACCUCACCCACCUCAUUUGCGGGUAGACCAAGGAACAAUCGAGCCACAAGAAUCCGAUAUCCCAUUACUAACAAAGGGAGCAGGAGAAGAUGAAUCUGCCGAUGAAAGCGCAACGAAAGAUGAGCCUGUGGCCCUGCAUACUGCGAAAAUACAACCCCCUGAACGCACUUUCUCUCCACCCUUAGCAUUCUGGGAUGCACCACGGUAA
Trichophyton rubrum CBS 118892 is the source of this 1287-nucleotide messenger RNA. RefSeq lists its product as uncharacterized. Lineage: Eukaryota; Fungi; Ascomycota; Eurotiomycetes; Onygenales; Arthrodermataceae. The transcript has a single exon. The coding region runs from base 1 to 1287 and encodes 428 amino acids. Gene Ontology annotation, molecular function: glycosyltransferase activity. Gene Ontology annotation, cellular component: cytoplasm. The record is from RefSeq and is a predicted model, not a curated record.